Messenger RNA from Daucus carota subsp. sativus, 1110 nucleotides. RefSeq lists its product as uncharacterized. Bases 1 to 1110 code for a protein of 369 amino acids. Lineage: Eukaryota; Viridiplantae; Streptophyta; Magnoliopsida; Apiales; Apiaceae. The record is from RefSeq and is a predicted model, not a curated record. The transcript has 10 exons. Gene Ontology annotation, molecular function: protein binding.
AUGGAGCCCUCAAGAAUUGCAGUACCUUCCUCCUCUCAUUUAAUUGAGCCUGAAGAGGAUAAAGCAUAUGAAGGAUUAGGAAUAACAACAGUAAAAUUGCUUCACACAAGGGAGUUAUGUGGUAAUGUGACCACUUCUGCUAGAGGAAAAUGCAACUUUAGGGACGAAUACACAAACAUACUGGCGUCAAAACCUGUGAUUUGGAAGUAUAGUGUGAGAGAGAAUAUAUCUCGGGCCUUGGAGCAAGUAGAGGUUAUUGCUCAUAUGCCAAAUGGUGAAUUUAGAACGGACCUUCUAAUAUCAGGUGAUAUUAAUGGUACCCUGAGAUACCAUGUAAUUGAUAAAGAUACAACACAAAUAUUUCCUUCCGGAGUGAGAAGCACACCAGAGUAUGCAUGGCCUCUCGAUAUUGAAAACAAGGAUGAAGUUGCAAAAUCACCUGGACAUCUGUGGACGCUUGGUUGUUCGAAUUCAUUUGGUCGUGGCAAUCCCAUAGGCUGCUUGAAGAAGAUGGGAAAGCCUGGCCAACAGAAGAUUUUGUAUCCUUUAUAUACCUUAACACCAGGAAACAGGAUAACUGCUGUUGGAUCUGUUUAUGUGCUGAGGCUUAAUGAUCCAUUAAUGCUUGAUGGAAGAUUUUCGAAUACUUCGCCUAAUUUGCUUAGGAUUGCAGAUAUUAAUUUUAGAAUAUUGGAUGCAGAUUGCAAUUCUGAUGGUAGUCGAGCAUUAUUUGGUACCAACAAAGGAGUUACAAUCAUGGACCUUGAAACUGGAGUAGCUUCAAGGGAGAAAAUUGCAUUAUGCGGACUGGAAAAUGGAGCGAUUGUGUCUGUUGAUACUCGACAGCCACACAAGCAUGCUUGGUUUACUCCAACACUUAAUCUACAAAGUUUGAUCAUGCAUUCCAAGAGAGGCCGGUUUGAGCUUCAUGGGAAUAUAUAUGAAUCUCGUACACUAUCACUCUCACCCCCUCGGUUUACUUCCUCUAUUUCUUGUUUGACAUCACUUAAGCUCUAUAAGCAGUAUUUUCUUGCCAGCUCUGAGGAUGGGACGGAAGUUGAAAAUGUCAAACUAAAAGUGCUCGUUAGGUUUAGCCCUUCUAGUGGCUAG